ACGCCAGUGGCCACCUGGAGGACGGCGCUCAUGGUGCUAGACACUUCAAACACGGCUUCCUUGUCCUCCUGGGAGGCACGUGGCAGGAGGCACCAUUAUUUGCUUGUCACGCAGACAGCAACGCUAUGAACUGGGUACCAAUACUAUCCUGCUACAGGGAGGAAAAACUGAGGCACAGAGCAGAUCUGUACCUUGCCCUUGCUGAGAGCGGCAGAGCCUGGACUGCACCUCGGCAGCCGGAAGUCAAAGCCCUGCUCUAAACCCCACACGCCACGAGGACCUCUCUGCUGGCUCUGCCGUUCUGAACAUUUGCUGCAGGGACAGGUGUUCCAGUUACUAACUGAUAUGAAAGAGCAGCGUAAAGAAAGUGGAAAGAAUAAACACAGUUCUGGGCAACAGAACUUGAAUACUAUCACGUAUGAAACAUUAAAAUACAUAUCAAAAACACCAUGCAGGCACCAGAGUCCUGAGAUUGUGAGAGAAUUUCUCACAGCAGUGAAAAGCCACAAGUUAACCAAAGCUGAAAAGCUUCAGCUGUUGAAUCACAGGCCAGUGACUGCUGUUGAGAUCCAGCUGAUGGUGGAGGAGAGUGAAGAGCGGCUGACAGAGGAGCAGAUAGAAGCUCUGCUCCACACCGUCACGAGCAUCCUCCCUGCGGGGCCAGAGGCUGAGCAGAAGCAAAAUACCAACGAUGAGGUGACAGUGGACGAAGAGGACCCGGCAUAGAAGAGCA
Kogia breviceps (pygmy sperm whale) is the source of this 733-nucleotide messenger RNA. The record is from RefSeq and is a predicted model, not a curated record. NCBI's taxonomy places the organism in Eukaryota, Metazoa, Chordata, Mammalia, Artiodactyla, Physeteridae.